Meriones unguiculatus (Mongolian gerbil) is the source of this 2761-nucleotide messenger RNA. RefSeq names its product SH2 domain containing 7 (gene Sh2d7). NCBI's taxonomy places the organism in Eukaryota, Metazoa, Chordata, Mammalia, Rodentia, Muridae. The record is from RefSeq and is a predicted model, not a curated record. Gene Ontology annotation, cellular component: cytoplasm. The transcript has 6 exons. Bases 1 to 1374 code for a protein of 457 amino acids.
AUGGAGGGCGACCCAGAGGAUCUGGGCAAGGCACUGGAGGAGACAGGGGAUGGGCGGGCCUUGGCUGAGAUCCAGGAGCUGGCUCUGAAGUGGUUCAUGGAGACACAGGCCCCCUCUAUCCUGCAGAACGGAGCUCUGCCACCCUGGUUUCAUGGAUUCAUCACCCGCAAGCAGACAGAGCAGCUACUCAGGGACAAAGCUCUCGGUUCCUUCCUCAUCCGCCUCAGUGACCGGGCUGUGGGCUACAUCUUGUCUUACAGGGGUAGUGACCGCUGCCGUCAUUUUGUCAUCAAUCAGCUCCGAAACCGACGCUACCUCAUCUCAGGAGACACCCUCAGCCACAGAACGCUGGAUGAGCUCCUGCGCCAUUACCAGGAGGUGCAGCUUGAGCCUUUCGGGGAGACCCUUGCUGCUGCUUGCCCACGGCUAGAGGAAAACGAUCUGUACGACGCUGUCAACACGGGCCUCCAGCAGACUAAUCUGGGCCUGGAAAUUCCAGCCAUGGAAUUUCCCAUCAUGGUCCCGGACAAGGCCACCAGCCCCCGACUUGCUUCAAAGCCCCAGGUCUCCUUCCUGCACACCAAGAAAGCUCUAGAUGUGAGUCCCCGGACUGUCUCAAAAGAGGAAGGUGCAGAGGCACCCACUAGAGUGCCCCCCAUUCCCCAGAGGAGCCCCUCUCUUCUGGAUGAGCCUUCUGCAAGCCCCAGUGACAUCAUCUAUGCAGACCUGAAGAAGAUGAACCGGGCACAGCUAAACCUGGGCACAGAGGUAUCUGGCAGGCACGGGCCAGUUCCAGCGGGCAGCCUGGCUUGUUCCCCAGACAGGGAGCCCUCAGGGAAACUCUCAAAUGAAGAUCAGAACAGGCCCAAUAGCCUGGGGCCUGGCCCAUCCGGAGUAAAACCAAACCAGGGCUCUACAAUGCCUUAUGCUUCAUUGGGAUUCCCCCAGGCCCCCAAUUCUGAGCCCCUGGGAUCACGGGCUACUACUUGGAGGCAGGGGUUCCUAAAGCUGAGCCAUGAGGCUCAGUCCACCUCUGAGGCCAGCUCUACCGAUACCUACCAGCUUGUUGGGACAGCAGGCCCACAGCAGGAGGGUAGGGACAGACCAGACCAAGGAGGCAGUACCUAUGAGCAGAUUCCAGCCUGCUGGCAUGGCCCUGCCAAGUUCCCAUACCCAGGAGUCAGUCCCACAUACAGCCAGCUCUCAGAGCCUUCGAACUGUGGCCACGAGAAGAUCUCGGGGACCUCUCAGCUGCCAGAGCCAGGAAACACUUAUGAGCAAAUCCCAGCCUCCAAGAACAAGGACACUGGACGGGUGCCCAAGCCGGACAAAUUUCGGAGGCUCUUCUUCACAGACAAGAAGCACAGAUUCUGAGGAAGGCCCGUCAUGUGGAGGGUUUCUGGGUGUCCACGCCACACCAAGGAUUACUGGUUCCCUCUGCUCACCUGAAGGUGUGACCCAGCCAGCCACUAUGGAAGCAGGCUCUGGGAUGCAGCCUAGAUACCUCUCUGGGAAGGUCUGGGAGAGGCCCUGCAGCAGCCUGCACUCCUGGAUGUGUCCUCCGUGCUGUCUGUCCACACAGUGAAGGAAAUGAGGCCAGCGAGAGUGGGGGACUACCUAAAGGGAGGGUUGGACGAACACGUAGAGGCCUGGGCUGAUCGGCCAAGCCUGCCUCACUCCUCAGAUACUUAACAAGCAUGUGGCAGGCCCCUUGCCAAGACAGACAUUUUCCCAACAUUACACUAUUACUUCUGAGAACAAAACCAAUUCCCUUCCUCAUGGUCUUGCCGGAAGAUGGGAGGAGAAGGCCAGGAGCCACACCUUCUGCACCUGCCCCAAGAGGAUGACAGCAAGAAGCUUGGGAUAUAGCAGCCAGGGCCCAGCUUCAAAAGCCAUGGCUCUGACCUAAUAGCUGGAUGGGCUCCUGGGAUCCGCCCCAGCUCUUCCUGCCCUACUUCUCCUUCUUUAUCCUAGCUUCACUCUGCAAACUCCUAGAUUAUGCUAGAGCCACCUGUUUGAAGAUGUAGUUGUUGGGGGCGUGAAAAGAGACUCCUCAGUCAGGGGACAUUUGAUGCCUUGCCUACGAUGCUGCUUACCCCUACCUGCUCUCUGCCUCCAGCCAGCCCUGACCUUUGGGUCAACUCAGAUUCCUCCCAUGCAAUCCACCACCAGCCUGGCGGUUUUACCUGCAGUGAGUGCCCAGGGCUUUGCCCAGACACCAGUUUGGGAGUAGGGCACGUAGGCCUCUUGCCUCAGCUGUCCCCUUGGCCACAAGCUGGCUCUUCCAGGGACCUUUCCUGUUUUGUGCCACUUCCCCUCAACCAUGUGUCCCCACACCCAUACGGUCUGCUGUCCUCUGUCCACCCUGACCCUACACGCAGGAAGCAGGAACCAAGACCACAGUUCCCCUCCCCACGUGCCUCCACCCAGGCCCUGGGCAGAACUGGCUCAGUGCACAUUUGUGGGGAAAGCCAUUCCUUGGAAGACUUUUGCUUGAUGCUCUUUUUUCCUCUAAACUCUAGAAGUCUCUUUCUGCUGGGGAUGGCAGCAAAAGGUUUAAGAGAAGUAGGUUAGCCCGAAACCUUACAUUGGAGAACAGUCUAUUAGCCAGACAAAACUACUACAAUCCUCACCCAACACCCUGAAACCAAAACUAUCAUCCAACACCCGGGACAACGCUUCACCCAGGCUAAGGCUUCAGGGACUGAAUGCAGAGGUUCCACUGGGCAUGCUCAGUGCUGACAGACACAGAGAGCGCAGG